This is a messenger RNA of Klebsormidium nitens, 1133 nucleotides long. Lineage: Eukaryota; Viridiplantae; Streptophyta; Klebsormidiophyceae; Klebsormidiales; Klebsormidiaceae. The record is from the annotation of a GenBank genome assembly.
UGAAAUCAGAAGGGAUACGGAGGUCUCAUGGGAAAAGAACACAUUCUGACGUAACUUGAACGAGGACAUGGAUAAGAACGCAAAGAGACGGCGUUCAGAGCCCGGUUCAUGGAGGGAGCAGAGUCAGGGAUUGCGGGGAUUGCUGGGCACAACAGGAGCUUCUCCCAAGAAGGACAAAGACAGAGCCAUCAUCCGAAGGAAGAGUGCAAUCGGAGACGUGAAGUUGAUCGAUCCCAAGGCCUCGAGAAAGGACUUGCCUCCCAUAGGCACCGCUCGAGAUCAUGGAGACCUCUUUGAACAAGGGAGCAGCAACGCAACUCCGCGUGAGAAACAACGGCUGGCUUCAAGGGCAGGAGGGACGGACUCAAAGGCCUCCUUUGAUCACCCCAGUGUGCCGCACGUCUAUGGAGCCAUCAAGUUAGACGCAUCCCCGUCCUUUGCAACCAGCAGCCUUCCUGCGGAUAAACUGAGCAUUUCCUUCGUUCUGCACGACAGUGACGUGCUGCAAAAAGUAGGUCAUGCAGCAGAGGAGUCAAAGAACGAGCCGUUGCCCUUAUCCACCGGUCUGGACUACUUUGUUGAGACGGAAAAGAAGACGAGAUUUAGCAACGAAGCGGAAUUGGAGUCUGACAGCUUAGGCGACAGGGAAACAACGAGGAUCAGGGUCGGUUUUGAGCUGAGAAGGGGGUAUGAGCAGCUACCUCGAUCCGAAGAAGUCACGGUGACGUAUGCAGAGGCUGCCCGACAAGCCACGAAAGAGUGCUGUACCCUGAUCGGUGCGGUGUACAACUGGGUGGUAAUCAGUCUUCUUUGAGAAAGUGACACUUCUCAAAACCAGGGCGGCUCGUUGUGUCCGGUAGCAUUUUUGACACAUACAGCGAACUGAGUUGCAGCUUCUCCUCCUCUGCUUUUUCAAGCUCCAUCUUCUUGAAAAAAUUCGUGCCCGUUGUCAAGUGAACAGAUUGGAUAGUCAAGGCGUAGAACUAUCAAAGUGGCCUGUAGAGACAUGACAGCAACUUCGCAACAAGUGUGCACCGCAGAAGCCAAAUGAUUAAUUGCUCUUUAAAGUCUGGAAGCCGUCAGCAGUUGUUAAAAGUGCCUCUACUGAUGACGUCAACAUCGACUACAGCCGC